This is a messenger RNA of Marchantia polymorpha subsp. ruderalis, 545 nucleotides long. Lineage: Eukaryota; Viridiplantae; Streptophyta; Marchantiopsida; Marchantiales; Marchantiaceae. The record is from the annotation of a GenBank genome assembly.
GGGAUCCUACGUGAGGUUUUGAACGAUAGCUGGGUCUCGGUUAAAUCCGGGAGCGGAGAGUUCAAGCACAUGCGGAAGAACCAGUACGAGGAGAUCCUCUUCCGCUGCGAGGACGAACAGUUCGAAUUGGACAUGCUUCUUGAAUCCACCAAUGACACGGCCCGGCGGGUGACAAAAUUGCUCGACACUCUGCAGGAUCCAAGUUUGAGCAAGCUCAACUUGCACGUGGAGGAUCACUUGACGCCCAUAAACCUUCGCUGCGUCGAGCGGAUUUUUGGCGACCACGGCCUGGAAGUCGUUGACCAGGUACGGAAGAAUCCCUCUGUGGCUCUGCCCAUCAUCCUCAACCGGCUGAAGCUGAAGCAGGACGAAUUGUCAAGCUUUCGGACUGACAUGAACAAGGUCUGGGCCGAGGUUUAUGCUAAGAACUACCAUAAGUCCCUGAACUAUCGGAAGUCCAAUGGUUCGUCGUCAUCUGCGAUGAAGACGGCUGUGCUCGCCAUGAUGAGCCGAUAUUAGGGGAGAACCCUGGCAUUAGGCCCUUG